This is a messenger RNA of Suillus paluster, 637 nucleotides long. Its product is annotated as COX6A, subunit VIa of cytochrome c oxidase. Gene Ontology annotation, cellular component: mitochondrial inner membrane. The transcript is spliced from 5 exons. Gene Ontology annotation, biological process: mitochondrial electron transport, cytochrome c to oxygen. Gene Ontology annotation, molecular function: enzyme regulator activity. The record is from RefSeq and is a predicted model, not a curated record. NCBI's taxonomy places the organism in Eukaryota, Fungi, Basidiomycota, Agaricomycetes, Boletales, Suillaceae. The coding region runs from base 62 to 439 and encodes 125 amino acids.
AAUUCUUCUUCCCGACCUCGUCCGCCGAACGCGAAUAUUCAUUGCAUUCAACACCAUAUUCAUGUUUACUCGCACUGCCGUCCGUGUUGUUGCUCGCGCAGCUCCCAGAGGUACUCGUGCUGCUUCUGUCGAUGCUGGCGCCAGUGAUUAUUUUACAAAGCGUGAAGCGAUCAGGGCCCAUGCUGCAGAAACUACUCAGCUUUGGCGCAGAAUAAGCUUCUAUGUUUGCGUCCCAGCCACCAUUGUCUGCGCCCUUUGGGUGCGUAAUGUAGAGGCAGAACAUGCCGAACACACAGAGCACAUAAAGGCAGAACAUGACGGUCAUCUCCCCGAAAUUGCUCCGUACGAAUACAUGAACCGUCGUCUCAAGCCUUACCCUUGGGGUAUGAACUCGCUGUUCUUUAACCCACAUGUCAACAAGAACUUGGAAGAUGAAUGAUUUUGUCUCGUACUCAGUAGACUAUGAUGCAAUACAACUCGUUCAAUAAUUCCAGUGGCUUUGCUGUCUCUGAUACUCCGGUCGGUGCACCAAUCGUAAUUCCCAUUCUCUACCUUCAUGGUUUUGAUAAAAUAACCCUUGAUUGUUCUCCGAUAUCACUGCCGUGAUAGUGAAUAUAAAGUGCGAUUGAGAACCAAA